UGUUUUCGUGUUCGAUAUAUAUCAGGGGUUUAUAGAAAAAAAAUAUUGAGGGAAACCCAAGUUCAAAAUUUGUGACAUUCUUAUAGAAAAUUGUGAGCGCGUUCGUGUGUGAUGGAUGUCGUUUGAUGUCACUUCAAUUCUUUCCGGUUCAAUGGGUCCACGAUUUAUUAUUUAUCCCAAAAUUUUGUUUGAUAAAAGGCUUCAGAUUGUUUAAGGGUUAUACGUAUAUCAUGACAGAAGCUCGUUAUUGAGAGUUAUCAUUCAUGUACAUGUACAUUGUGUAAACAAAGAUUGAGGUGUGUUAUUGUUUACAAAGUUUUGAAAAUGUAUAUGAUUAUCACAUUUCAAGUAUUCUAUAGGUAAGAUGUGCCGUUUAAAAGUCUGUGCAAAAUUAGGAUGCUUUAAAUUUCAAUAGUUUGUUUGUAAACAUAAACAAGGCUGUAGUAUUGUUUACAUAACUCAUGACUGAAAUAUUGAAAUUUUGAAUGAGUUACAUUUUCAAAUGUUAACAUUAAAAAAGCAUGGCUCGGUUAUUUUAGAAUUGUGAUGGCCAUUUUCAUGACACUGAUCUAGUGCUGGAUCUAAAGGGGGCGGUGGUUACGGGAGGAUGCAAUCUCCCCUCUCUAGUAGACCAUCUAAAAAAGUCAAUUUUUUGUUGCUAUUUUGGGGUCUUCAACCUUCCCUUUUCGGGCGGAGAAUGUACAAACUUGGGUCGCAACCUUCUUAUAAAAUGUCCUGGGUCCGCCCCCUUUUGAUCUGGUAACUUGUACAACCCCAUAGCUAUUAAAUGCAUGUACCUCCAGCUAUGCUAUUCAGCAAACACAUACCACUCACCCUGCAUGUAUAGAUAGGCUAAAUUACAAAUCCUUAUAUUGAUGUGAUUGAGUAGGUAUUCGUGAUUAAUAACCUCCGUCGUAUGAUAAAUGCCUGUCCAACUUCAGACGAUAAACACCCAUAUGUACAUAUUCCCCCUGUGAAUAAACUGCAUCUAUGAAUCCCCCUUCACAAUGUCAUCAGCGAUAACUCAGUAGUAAAUAAAUAUUUAAUAUCGGCGGUUGACACAACCGAUUUAAAGUUCACUGAGAAAUUCUUAAAUAUUGGCCAAGUGAAUGUCCUAUUAUCGCCAUGGAUUAAGACUAGCUGGAAACAUGUCGUAAGCACUUUGAGGGAAUUGACAUCGUUUUUACGUAUGCUCAUAAUGACCUAAAAGUCAGAAUCACCCAUGAAAACAACCCUAUAAAGCCAACAGCAUAUCGUGGAGCAUUAACUGCAAGCUCCGGCAGCUGACAUGACCCUCUCAAACACUUUCGUCUUUGUAGUAUUAUUCUAUACGUUCACAGUCUCGGAAUCGUUUACCGGUGUUAAACUUUGGAGAUCAGAUGGAAGGGACAUCGACAAGAAAGAUGAACAUACCAACACCUCCAGAAUCAUUAAUCAAGAAACACAGACAAACGAGGAAGAGGAUAAUACAGGUUUGGUACUGAUUUGGGGAUCACUGUGUGUGAUUUUGCUAGCCGCUUGUGGGAUGUUCGUGACGAUGACCUCAAGGAAAUAUACAGUGAGACAAGUCAAGGAGGGUACGGAUAAACUGACACUGGUAGAAAAUUCCCUAUGUCGAAUAAAACUGACGGAGAACCCCUUAUACAGUAUCAGAUGGGGAAGUACGUUACCCACAAUUCCCGAGGAAGAUCCGGAUGAGUAUAACGUGGCAAUAACCGGGUAUCUCACGUUUCACAAACCGUUAAGGACCACGCCUGUCUCUGACGCUCCCACAGGACUGAAGGGGGGGGAGGUCAAUCAUUGAAAACUUGUGAUUGCUGAGAUCAAGAGGUGCUUUGAGAAUUAAUGUCCAUUUGUGUAUUCUAUACUGCGUCUUGAAGAAAGCCCAAUAUUGACUCUAAUUCCCGGUGAAACACUUAAGAUAUAUUUCAAGUGUAUGAUUAAAACUUUAUUCCAAAUGUGUUGUAUUUAGAAAAUAUUUGCCACAUGAACACUUAUUUAUCUAUUACAUGUAUUUUAUUUUUGUAAAUUUGUAAAAAUUCAUUCUUUAAACAUGUUAAAUACAGUGUAUACAUGUAAGAUAUGCAAUGAUGAAUAUAUAGCUAGAAAUUUUUC
Ostrea edulis (European flat oyster) is the source of this 2115-nucleotide messenger RNA. RefSeq lists its product as uncharacterized. NCBI's taxonomy places the organism in Eukaryota, Metazoa, Mollusca, Bivalvia, Ostreida, Ostreidae. The transcript is spliced from 4 exons. The record is from RefSeq and is a predicted model, not a curated record. The coding region runs from base 1289 to 1804 and encodes 171 amino acids.